CUCCCACGUUGACCGUUGCGAGUUUAAAGCAUCCCCUUCCUCUCGCCCCUUCUUCCCCCACCCGCUCUUCCUCUUCUCCGCCGAUUCAUCCCACCAUCGCGAAACCCUAGCCCAAGGGAAGAGAGAGAGAGAGAGAGAGAUCGGCGCCAUGAACGACCUCAUGACCAAAUCCUUCAUGAGCUAUGUCGACCUGAAGAAGGCGGCGAUGAAGGACCUGGAGGCGGGGGGCGACGGGAUCGAGCUCCCGGAGUCUGGCGGCGUCACGGACGAGCGCCUGCGCGGGUUCUUCGAGGAGGCGGAGGCGGUGAAGGCGGAGAUGGCGGCGAUCCGCGACGCGCUCGACCGCCUCCACGCCGCCAACGAGGAGGGCAAGUCGCUGCACCAGGCCGACGCCCUCCGCGCGCACCGGGGCCGCGUCAACGCCGACAUCGUCGCCGUGCUCCGCCGCGCCCGCCACAUCCGCGCCAGGCUCGAGUCCCUGGACCGCGCCAACGCCGCGCAGCGGAGGCUCUCCGCGGGGUGCCGCGAGGGCACGCCGCUCGACCGCACGCGCACCGCCGUCACUGCGGGGCUCCGGAAGAAGCUCAAGGACCUCAUGCUCGACUUCCAGGCGCUGCGGCAGCGGAUGAUGUCCGAGUACAAGGAGACCGUGGAGCGCCGCUACUACACGCUCACCGGGGAGGUCCCCGAGGAGGAGGUGAUCGAGCGCAUCAUCUCCGACGGCCGCGGCGAGGAGCUCCUGGGCGCCGCCGUCGCGGAGCACGGCAAGGGCGCCGUGCUCGCCGCGGUGCACGAGAUCCAGGACCGCCAUGACGCGGCGCGCGAAGUGGAGCGCAGCCUCCUCGAGCUCCACCAGGUGUUUCUCGACAUGGCCGUCAUGGUGGAGACGCAGGGGGAGAAGCUCGACGACAUCGAGAGCCACGUCGCCAACGCCUCCCACUACGUGCAGGGCGGCAACAAGGAGCUGGGCAAGGCCAAGGAGUACCAGCGGAGCAGCCGCAGGUGCCUCUGCAUCGGCAUCAUCAUCCUGCUCCUCCUCGUCCUCCUCGUCAUCGUGCCCAUCGCCACCAGCUUCAGGAAGUCUUGAGCGAAAUGUGAUGUCCUCGUCAUCGUGCCCAUCGCCACCAGCUUCAGGAAGUCUUGAGCGAAAUGUGAUGGAGGAAGAACAACGCUGGGGUUGUGAAUUGUGAUGAUGAUGAGUUUCGGACACUCUGCGGUUGUGUCUCGUGUUGUUUGAUUUCGUAUUCGUUAAUUUUAGCCCGAAUGUUUCUGUAUCCAUCAGGAUUUAGCUGAUGAAAUCACCGUUAACUGAAUGAUCAGUUCCUUUGUUACGUGUACUGUAUGACAUGAGAUUUAGUGGUGACAUUUAGCAGUUGAAAUUCAAAAUUA
Molecule: messenger RNA, 1389 nt
Organism: Panicum virgatum (switchgrass)
Lineage: Eukaryota; Viridiplantae; Streptophyta; Magnoliopsida; Poales; Poaceae
Product: syntaxin-related protein KNOLLE-like
Exons: 2
Coding region: 149-1087 (312 amino acids)
Biological process (GO): vesicle fusion; intracellular protein transport; exocytosis
Cellular component (GO): plasma membrane; endomembrane system; SNARE complex
Molecular function (GO): SNARE binding; SNAP receptor activity
Source: RefSeq, a predicted model, not a curated record